AUGACUCUCACUUCGCCGAACUUCUACUGCAAACGCCUUUCUAUCAAUUUCAGCGCCAUUCUUGUACCUAUGACAACGACUCUGUCGCCGACGUCCUCUCGGACGAUGAUGCCUCGGAUGCUGACGACUGAGCCGUUUAGUGGCGAAAGCAUCGUUCACGAGCCUCGCAAGGAACGUGCACUAGCCUAG
Messenger RNA from Suillus plorans, 189 nucleotides. RefSeq lists its product as uncharacterized. The transcript is spliced from 2 exons. Lineage: Eukaryota; Fungi; Basidiomycota; Agaricomycetes; Boletales; Suillaceae. The coding region runs from base 1 to 189 and encodes 62 amino acids. The record is from RefSeq and is a predicted model, not a curated record.